AUGUCCUCAACAAGCGAGGGAAGCAAGGAAGCCACUAAGCAGUUCAACGGACCUGUGACGGCAGAUAUUCCUCAGGCCGAUGUGGACCAGCCUACUGAGCCCAAGAUUGCGGCACCCGAGGACGAUUAUAAUACAAUUGACGACGUCAAUCAAGUCGCCGAUCCUGGCAACGCCCAUUCCAUCAACCUCAGCUCCCCUCCGGACUCGAUGAGCACCGUCUCCGAUAUGGGAGAGGGCCCCGAGAACGAGAUUGUGGUUGGCUCCGCCAAGAACAAGUCGGACGUUGCUGCUGCUGCUGCUGCUGCUGCUGGUAACGCGCCUGCUGUUGCCUCGGAGGACGGUGGCCCUGGUGGCGCAGAGGCUAUGGACAUUGACGACCGCAGAACCGAGGGAGACAAGGAGCCUGAGCAGCGUCCCAAACGCAAACGCGCCUCUCUCUAUAAUGAUCUGGCGGAAGAGAAGACGGACAAGGCUAUACUCGAUGACACGGCCGACGACCUUGGUGCUUCCGUCUCUAGCACCUUGCAGUCCAAGAACGCAACCCCUAACCAGCUUUCUUCGAGUGCAAAGUCAGUCAUACUCGGUUACUGGCGCAAUUCGGAGGCUCCAGAACCAGACAAGCAUGUUGUCGAAGGUUUCAUCGACUCUUGUAGUCGAUUGCGUACUCGGAUUCGACCCUACAACCGCGACGGUAAGAUCAUCACCGACAGCUACCCACUGAAGUCUGGUUCCCGUGGUAGCUGGGUCACGUUUCACAACGUCGUCUUUGACGACUACCUGGUCAACCUCGAUCAGCAGCAGGUCAAGGAAUACGUCAAGAUCCGUACCAAGCUGAUGGCCAGAGAUACGGCGGACGGAUCCAAGAAUGAUAAUACGCUUGCCGUCAAGCAGGCCAUUAGAACCUGUCAGGCCCGUGGCCCGCCACCCAAGGGUGCCCCGCCGCCCUUGAUCGCAUACGGAGCCACCAUACCUGACGCUGCCCGUAUCUCGUACUCCCAGGCCGAGAAGCGCCGUCGCACUGCCAGUGCCAAUGCCGCAGCCUCGGCCUCCACUCCGGAAGUUCUUGCUCGCCGCAAUAGCCCUGCCAUCACGCCCGUCCCCAGCUCACGCCAGUCGUCCCAGAUGCCCGUCUUCUGCACCUCACAACGACCACUAGCCCCCGCCGAUCCUCACCACGAGCGUGGCCCUCGUCUCGAGCGCGCCCAGAACCUCGCCUUAAAUGCCGUCUCUCGCAUCGAGGCCAACCAGGCCAAGGUCGAGCAGCGUGACGCUUACGCGGCCUCUCACAAUGGCCACGCCGGCGGUGACUCGUUCCGCGAGAACAUCGACCGUCUGAACAACGACUGGUCUGCGCAGGAGACCCACCGCAUCCGCACCGGCAAUGAGAACGCCAAGAUUCAUAUGGGUGUCAAGUAUGAGCGUAAGACGAAUGGCCCGUUCGCCGGAAAGCUUGUCAGUCAGGGCGCUAUCAUCAGUAUCGAUGGCGAGGACUAUGUCGAGUAUCGCGUCCUCACCAAGCCUACGUUCAUCUGA
Messenger RNA from Cryphonectria parasitica EP155, 1533 nucleotides. RefSeq lists its product as uncharacterized. The record is from RefSeq and is a predicted model, not a curated record. NCBI's taxonomy places the organism in Eukaryota, Fungi, Ascomycota, Sordariomycetes, Diaporthales, Cryphonectriaceae. The transcript has a single exon. Bases 1 to 1533 code for a protein of 510 amino acids.